Molecule: messenger RNA, 1494 nt
Organism: Triplophysa rosa
Lineage: Eukaryota; Metazoa; Chordata; Actinopteri; Cypriniformes; Nemacheilidae
Product: creatine kinase U-type, mitochondrial-like
Exons: 10
Coding region: 1-1245 (414 amino acids)
Biological process (GO): phosphocreatine biosynthetic process
Cellular component (GO): mitochondrion
Molecular function (GO): creatine kinase activity
Source: RefSeq, a predicted model, not a curated record
AUGGCAAGUGGCAUCACAAGUGUCCUGUCCAGCAGGAAGAUGGGAAUCUUGGCAUUGGUUGGCUCUCUGACUGUGGGAUUCUUCGUAAAUAGAAAGCAGUAUGUUAGGACUGGAGUGCAUGUACGGAGAAUCUAUUCUCCAAGUGCUGAAUACCCAGAUUUGCGGACGCACAAUAGUUUCAUGGCCAGUCACCUGACACUGGCUGUAUAUGCCAAGCUGUGUGAUAAAUCCACGCCGAAUGGUUACACUUUGGACCAAGCCAUCCAAACAGGCGUGGACAAUCCUGGCCACCCCUCUGUAAUGUCUGUAGGCAUGGUGGCAGGAGAUGAGGAGUCAUAUGAGGUCUUUGCUGACAUCUUUAACCCAGUCAUCAGAGACAGACACAAUGGUUAUGACCCCUGCACCAUGAAACACUCCACUGACAUGGAUUCCAGUAAGAUAAGGGGCGGACAGUUUGAUGAGAAGUACGUGCUAUCAUCUCGAGUCAGGACAGGCAGGAGUAUCCGAGGCUUGAGUCUGCCUCCAGCCUGCACCCGUGCCGAGCGUAGAGAGGUGGAGAGAGUCGUGGUUGAUGCUCUGGGAGGCCUACGAGGAGAUUUGACGGGAAAAUACUUCAGCCUCACUCAAUUGACCGAUCAAGAGCAGCAACAACUUAUUGAUGAUCACUUUCUGUUCAAUAAACCUGUGUCGCCCCUGAUGAUCUGUACACGCAUGGCACGUGAUUGGCCUGACGCGAGAGGCAUCUGGCAUAAUAGUGAGAAAACCUUCCUGGUGUGGAUCAAUGAAGAAGACCACACACGUGUGAUCUCGAUGGAGAAGGGGGGCAACAUGAAGAGGGUCUUUGAGCGUUUCUGCAGCGGGCUUCAAGAGGUUGAGAGACUGGUUCAGGAGAAGGGUUGGGAGUUCAUGUGGAACGAGCGACUGGGUUACAUCCUCACCUGCCCAUCAAACCUGGGCACAGGGUUACGAGCUGGUGUCCACGUUACCCUUCCGCACCUCAGCAAGGACUCUCGUUUCGAUAAAAUAUUGGAUAACCUGAGGCUCCAAAAGAGGGGAACUGGUGGAGAGGACACUGCAUUUGUUAGAAGCACUUUUGAUAUUUCCAAUUUAGACAGGCUGGGCCAAUCAGAGGUCCAACAGGUUCAGACUGUGAUCGAUGGAGUGAACUAUCUCAUCGAGUGCGAGAAGUUAUUGGAAAAAGGUCAGGACAUCAAAAUUCCGGCCCCCAUCAGCCGGUUUAAAUAGCAGGUCCCUUUUCACACCAGCUGGUUGAUUUGAAGCCUUUCCUGCAGCCUUAAGCAUUUGAGGAGAAAUUCCUCAUGCCACUGUAUUGCAGUGGCUUCAUCCUGGUACUCCAUUUCCUUAAAAAACACAUCCCAGGCCAUCUCCUCUUUUGGUUCAUUUUGAGGGCAUUGUCUUCCAAAAACAUUGCUGGUUGAGAAACACCAUGAUUUAAUGUUUUAAUGGUUGGUUAAUAAAAAAUUAUAUAUUAAA